Molecule: messenger RNA, 678 nt
Organism: Endocarpon pusillum Z07020
Lineage: Eukaryota; Fungi; Ascomycota; Eurotiomycetes; Verrucariales; Verrucariaceae
Exons: 1
Coding region: 1-678 (225 amino acids)
Source: RefSeq, a predicted model, not a curated record
AUGCAACCAGACAAAGAUCAAAUGAAGGCAAUGGUUGAAGAACUGGAAGUCUCCAACAAGCUUUCCAGCGAACAAUCUCCGGAGCUCCUAAGUACGAGGACAUCGUCCAUCUGGAAGGGCGCUGAUGCCCACCGUGGCGAACCACUCCUCGCUUCAAGCUCGGACGACAUGACACGUUUCACAGCUACCGGGCGUCCUUUUAAGCCAGAAAACCACUAUCAAUCCACCUGGGCAGGUCUAGCAGACGCGCCCCAAGCUGUUCCUGGCAAGACUUUGCCCUGGAAAUUCACGGAUGAAAGUUUGAUUUCUGUUCCCUGUCUUAGACCAAAGUCUCAAGAGGAAAGAUUUGCGCCAGGCGAAGCCAACAAGAAGAACAAUAAGCGGUGGUGGGAUAGGAGGUCCUCGAAGUCCAACGGCAGCAUGAACAAUCCAGACAAGUUUGUGAUGAGGAAAAUACAACGAGGUGAAUAUCUUAAGCAUUACGCCAAGGACGAACAGGGAGCCUAUAUUGGGACCGAAGAACCGGCAGAGGAUUGUAUCCUCGGAGGAGAUGACUUGGAAACCUACCGAAGCGGUAGAGAUAAGAUGUUUCGGAAUGAGAUUGUUGGGAAUGGGUUGAAGCGGCCAGCACUAGUAGAUGGGGAGCCGGACAAAAGUGAUGAUGACGUUGUCCUGUAA